UGUUUUCCCGCUAGAUGUCGGUUACUUUCUCCUCGGGGGGAAAAUGGCGUUUCUGUUUGGGUAUUGCGUGGUCAUCAAAUGAAGUUUAAAAGAAUUCGAGAUGGGGCUGCAUUGAAGAACUGAUCACCUUCCACUGGGUGUGUUGGUGCACCAGCACCUGUGGCUGUGUGUCCACUGAACCAUUGUGGAAAGGUGGUCGUGGACAGAGUGGUGGCAUAUGUGGAGGACUUGGUGAUGAAUGCUCACCUUGUCGUGGAUACAGCAAGUAGUAGUAGCAGCUGUGCCCCAGGAGGUUUGCAUGUGAGCAGCAAGCGCCGGAAGCUGGACGGCUGCCCGCAGGAGUACCGAGCCGACCCAUACGGCCAUGUCCCCAGUCCCAGCCAGAGUCACACGCAACAGUCGCGCAUGGUGCGCCAAAACGCACGCCUAGAUACCUACCAGAGGUGCGGCGUUAAGCGCAAGUCGACUGCGAGCCGAGAGUGUUAUGCCGGCGAGGAAUCGUCGGCCCAAAUCAGCACGACGACGUCCCACAGUAAGCCGGCGGCCGCGGCCGGCUCGUCCACCGAUGGCGACUACCAGCUGGUGCAGCAUGAGGUGCUCUGCAGCCUCACCAACCAGUAUGAGGUACUCGAGUUCCUGGGCCGCGGCACCUUCGGCCAGGUGGUCAAGUGCUGGAAGAAAGGCACCAAUGAGAUCGUGGCCAUGAAAAUCCUCAAGAACCAUCCGUCGUACGCUCGGCAGGGUCAGAUCGAGGUCUCCAUCCUGUCUCGACUGAGCCACGAGAACGCGGAUGAGUUCAACUUCGUGCGCGCACACGAGUGCUUCCAGCACAAGAACCACACCUGUCUGGUGUUUGAGAUGCUGGAGCAGAACCUGUACGACUUCCUCAAGCAGAACAAGUUCUCUCCGCUGCCGCUCAAGUUCAUCAGACCGAUCCUGCAGCAGGUGCUGACGGCGCUGCUAAAACUCAAGCAACUGGGUCUGAUCCACGCCGACCUGAAGCCGGAGAACAUCAUGCUGGUGGACCCCAUCCGGCAGCCCUACCGCGUCAAGGUGAUCGACUUCGGUUCGGCUUCGCACGCCAGCAAGGCCGUCUGCAACACCUACCUGCAGAGUCGCUACUACCGCGCGCCAGAGAUCAUACUCGGUCUGCCGUUCUGCGAGGCGAUCGACAUGUGGUCGCUGGGCUGUGUGAUCGCCGAGCUGUUCCUGGGCUGGCCGCUGUACCCGGGCAGCUCCGAGUACGACCAGAUCCGCUACAUCCGCCAGACGCAGGGACAGCCGCCCGAACACAUGCUCAACAACGCCACCAAGACGACGCGCUUCUUCUACCGGGACGUCGACCAGAACUACCCGUGCUGGCGGCUCAAGACACCCGAGGAGCACGAGUCUGAGACUGGCAUCAAGUCGAAGGAGGCGCGCAAGUACAUCUUCAACUGUCUGGACGACAUGGCGCAGGUGAACGUGCCGCAGGACCUGGAGAGUGGCGAGCUGCUCGCAGAGAAGACGGACAGGCGAGAGUUCAUCGACCUCAUCAAGCGGAUGCUCACCAUGGAUCAGGAGCGUCGGGUGAUGCCGCCCGAGGCGCUGAACCAUGCGUUCGUAACGCUGUCGCACCUGGUGGACUACUCUCACUGCGCCAACGUCAAGGCGUCGGUGCAGAUGAUGGAGGUGUGCCGCCGGCACGUGUUCACGCCGCAGCCGGCGGCGGCUGCCGCGCCGGCCGCGCCGGCCGCCGCCGCGCCCGCCCAGCUGGUCAACCUGGUGCCCACCAGCGUCGGCAACGUGGCCAUCACCUUCAACAACCAGCUGCCCAACCAGUACCAGUUUUACCAGCCGCGCACCCAGCGCCAGUACGGCUCGUCGCGCGUGGCCGCCUCCUACCAGCACCAGCUGGUGCCGUCACUGCUGUGCCCGCCGCACCCGCAGACCUACCAGGUGCCCCAGCAGCAGUACGUGCCCGUCUCCAUGGUAGAACAGUCCGGCCGGCCGAUGCUGUUUGCGAACGGCAGCUCGUGGCCGGCGGCCGGCAGCAGGCAGAUGACGUUCGUGCCGUCGUGGCAGCAGCCGGCGGCGGCGGCGGCGCUGCAGCCGUCUGCCGCGCUGCUGCCGGACAGCGCCGACUGGCGGCUCUCGCAGCCGCGGCCGGUGCUCGUCGAGAGCGCCUCCUUCCUCCAGGACCAGCCGGGCUCCAUGUACCCGGACAUGCUGCUGCAGGCCGCCGAGAUGGUGCCCCGGCCGCGCGCCGCGCCCGCUCCGGCGCCCGCGCCCGCGCCCCCGCCGGCCCCGGCGCCGGCGCACGGCGGCGGCCAGUACAGCCAGCGGCCGAGCAAGCGGAGCGGUGCGCCGCGACCGCCGGCCGGCGCACCGCACGCCCUCUACGUGGAGAAGAAGGAGCCCGUCUCGCACAUCAGCCCCGUCAAAAAGAAGCCCAAGGAAGAGAGCAGCGGGGACAGCUCGCGGCGCGGCGCGCUCUACGUGGAGAAGAAGGAGCCCGUCUCACACAUCAGCCCCGUCAAAAAGAAGCCCAAGGAGGAGAGCAGCGUGGACGAGUCUCGGCGCGGCGGCGAGCCCAGCGGCGGCGGCCGUCGGGCGGCGGGCCGGCGCGGUCAGCCGACCAUCACCAUCCGGGACACGCCGUCGCCGACCGUGUCGGUGAUCACCAUCUCGGACAGCGACGACGAGACAGCCGGCCGCGCGCCAGCUGACAAACACGGGAGCAGCGGCCACUCGAGCGUCGUGCUGCCGAGUAGCGCCUGUCCGUCGGUCACCGUGACGCCCAGCGAGGCCGCCCACCACCACGCCGCCUCAGUGCUGGCCAGCAGCGCGUCGGAGCGCGACCGGCGCCAGCCGCCGCGCGCCGCCGGCCGCGCGCGCGUGGUGGUGGUGCACGACAGCGACGAGGAUACCCAGCCGGCCGUGGCCGUCGUCAAAACGGAGCCGUCGACAAGCGGCUACCAUUCGUCGGCGCCCGUCUCGCAGAAGAAGCGCCUGCUGGCCAAGUCUCAGUCCGAGUGUCACCUGAACCAGGCCGCCGCCGCCGCGCCGGAGGCCGAGGAGUGGGAGCGCCGCGAGUGGGACGGCCGCCGGCACAGCCUCUACCUGCCGGCCGCCGACGAGCCGCCGCCGCCCGCCGCCGACGACGUGCGCUACGUGUCGGCGCGCCGGGACGAGUACCGCUCGGCCGAGCCGCUGCCGCCGGCGGCCCACUCUCAGCCGGCGGCCGGCGCGCGCUACGUGGUGGCGCCGGCGCCGGCCGUCUCCUCUGCGCACCGCGACUACCUGGCGGCGGCGGCGGCGGCGGCCGUCGGGCGCGACACGGUGCUGCUGGCCUCGCAGCCGGCCGGCCGCCCCCACCACGGCGCCGGCCGCGAGCUGCUGCAGCCGGACCCGGCGGCGGCGGCGGCGGCAGCCGCGGCCUACCGCGCCUCGGCGGCGGCCUCCUACAGGAACUACGCGGCGGCGCACGUCUCGCCGGGCCCGUGGGUGUCGCAGCCGCCGCCGCUGGCGCCGCUCAGUCCGCGGCUGGCGCCCGAGCUGUUCCGGGAGUUCCGCCGGCCGGCGGUGUACGCGGUGGCCACGGCACAGCCGUCGGCGGCAGCGGCGGCGGCCGCGGCCGGGCAGUACCUGGCGGCGGCGGCGGCCGGCCGCUCCGUGGCGCAGAUCCCGGCCGGGCUGCUGCCGCCGCCGGCACACCACAGCUCGGCGCGGCCGGUGCUGACGGCGCACCCGUCUGGCCACCCGCUGCCGGCCCACCUGCCCAGCGUGUUCAGCGGACACCCGCAGGUGGCCGGCGCGUUCAACUACGCCGCGCUCAGCCCGAGCAAGUCGCAGUACCAGCCGCUCUGGCUGGCCGAGUAGCGGCGCAACUACCCGUACCCGCUCCCUCUAUCUUGCUCGCUCGCUCGCUUGGGUUGGUUGGUUUUUAUGUUGGUUGGUUUUAGCGGCGCGGGCGCGGCCUCGGUGUUUGGCGGUGUUUGAGUGUUGACAUUUAGGCUGGCUUUAUGUUAGCGUUCGUUCUUAGUCGGUUUCGAUGUUGGGUGUGCGCUGUGUAAUCAUGUAGGCCCGGUGGGCCGGCGCCGCCGUGUAGCGUCUAUGUAACGAGUGGUGCCUUGGCCCUCCGCGCGAGUCCGGUGCUGUAGUGUGUAGGUGAUCUAGUAGCUUUAACUUGCAAUGCUUUCCCAUUGCCGGCGGCGUUUCAGAGGUGUGGCAUUUUAGAUUGGUUGUGGUGUUCGGCGUUCGUUUUUCUCGUUGUUGGACAUGAUUCUCUCGGAUUGGGGCCGGUGCGUGGUCCCCGGCGCGGUAGGCAGGGCUAGGCUUCUUCCCUCGUUAGGCAGGUUGUCGUUGGCGAGCGGGCCGGACUUUUAAUUGGUCAGCCGCGGGCUGCCGCUACAUACGGACGCUGUAUGUAUUGCUCCGGGGGCGGGCGGGUGCCCCAAUGAACUAGGUUGCUUCCCUCUCCGGCUCCCGGCCGACCCCCUCCCCCCCCCUCCCCCUCCCCGGCCGGGCGCGCCCGUCGCCGCCCCGUCGGUCUGCCGCCGCCGACAUGCAUGCCCUGUGUGGCGGCGGCGUGGCGUGGCUGGGACGGGCGGCGGGCGCCCGGCCGGACCGCGUUUUACCCCUCCUGCGGACCACUUUACGCGGCCAGCCGCCGACAAAGACAGACUAGCAUAUAGCGCGGCCGGCGCGCCGCACGCUUCAGGGACUGUUCAGUGUGUGGCGGCCGCCGGGCCGGGCGACGGCCUCCCUCCUGUCUCCAUUCCACCGGCUCCCGUCCCGGCCGCCCCCGGCCGCGCCGCGCCGCGCCCGCGCGCUCGAUAAUCAAAUAGUGCGGCCGGCCGGAGCGGGCGCGCCGCCGCCCGGCUGCCCCCCGCUCCACCGCCCCUUCGGCUACUACUCUCCUUGUGAUCACACGUGCACUUUCACUACGCUAGCUAGAGAAGUUUUGCAUAAUAGUCUAUUUUUCAUAUGUGUGAUCCGGGGCGGCUGUGCGGGCGCCGGCGGCUGCCGGUCCGGCUCGGUGGGGCUUUGGUAGGGGCGCGCGCCGCCCGUAGUCACUGUAGCGACGCGGUCCGCCCGGGGCGCCGCCGUCCAGUUCUUCAAUGUGAUUUUUGCAUUACGUACAAACGUAGCGGUUUCACCUUUGUAUUAAUACCUAGCGGUGUGUGAUAUCUAUAUUCUGAUUAACCGGUGGCGGCGGCGGCGGCGCGUGAGCGCGCGCUCGGCGCCGCGCCGCCGGCCGUCAGUGUACUCGGCUCCUGUGUGGUAGGGGCGCGGCUGGCCGGUCGCCGCCGCGCCGCGUAGCUCUCUGUGUGUGACGGCGGCGCGCUCGCGGCCUCUCCACCUUGUGAUACGCUGCCGCCGCCCACGGUAUCGGCAGGUAAUAAAUUGCAGUGGCAGAACUA
Messenger RNA from Amphibalanus amphitrite, 5405 nucleotides. RefSeq names its product homeodomain-interacting protein kinase 1-like. Gene Ontology annotation, cellular component: cytoplasm; nucleus. The transcript is spliced from 21 exons. The coding region runs from base 235 to 3861 and encodes 1208 amino acids. Gene Ontology annotation, molecular function: ATP binding; protein serine/threonine kinase activity; protein tyrosine kinase activity. Gene Ontology annotation, biological process: peptidyl-serine phosphorylation; peptidyl-threonine phosphorylation. NCBI's taxonomy places the organism in Eukaryota, Metazoa, Arthropoda, Thecostraca, Balanomorpha, Balanidae. The record is from RefSeq and is a predicted model, not a curated record.